Messenger RNA from Pecten maximus, 5967 nucleotides. RefSeq names its product solute carrier family 43 member 3-like. Gene Ontology annotation, molecular function: transmembrane transporter activity. The coding region runs from base 1096 to 2730 and encodes 544 amino acids. Lineage: Eukaryota; Metazoa; Mollusca; Bivalvia; Pectinida; Pectinidae. The record is from RefSeq and is a predicted model, not a curated record. The transcript is spliced from 10 exons. Gene Ontology annotation, biological process: transmembrane transport.
UUACUUGAUUCUUACUUUCACCAACUAUCAAUAUGUAAUGCAUAACACAUUGAAUUCUACAGCACAAUUUUAUUAUUUCCUGUUUACUAGAAAACAUAAAUACAAGUAUAAGUUAAUCAAACAAAUCGGUAUGCAGCGAAGCAUGAUGAUUGCUAUCACUGCACACUUCCAAAGCACAAAUAAUAGUUUUUACACCUUGUACAAUUAUCAUUUAAAUGCCUAGUAAUAUGUAUGAGGUAAUGUAUGCACAUGUUUAUUUGUCAUGUAUAUUUUGAGCUUACCUAGCAUUACCACGACUUUCACAAAAUUAAAUUUGACAAAAUCAGAUAAGCAAUUGAACAAGUUUAAAUACAACGUGUUUUAGACAACAUGGAAAGCUAUCAACAUAUUGUAUAGGAGGUUUCGUUAUUUUAUAGGCACAACGCAAAACAAUGUUGCUCACUGCUCGGGAAAUGCUGUGUGAAUUGAGUGUCAUUGUUUAUGUUAAAAGGCCCGACAUAACAUUAAGUGGUUGACCGUGGUUAUAUAUCCACGAGUUCAUGUCUUCUACAUACUUAGGUCACCAAUCUUCUCCUAUCUAGCCCGUAUUCUGUACAGCUGUGUAUGUGUGUGAAAUGUUUCUAUUAGGAGAACCACCUUGGUUUAAAUAACUACAAAUGUAUUUGACCAGGAGGCUUCUUGUCUGACUUGGAUCUGCUAUGAAUGUUGUUGAGUGCAGGCCUCUUGUCGGAUACGUAAUAAAUACACCGAAUGUCAAUAUAUUUUACGGUACCGAUCCCGUUUAAACAGAAUACUUACUUACACAUCACACUUGAGCUCUUAUAAGAUUUAUGUUCCUUGUAAAGCUGACAAGUUUUAUUUUAUCUCGAAAGUUAGUUUUGGUUUUGAUGAAACAAAACAAACAAUGACAAUACACAGGUGUUAAUAUACCAGCUGUUUCCUACCAUUGUUUUAUUACGUGGACGUUUUAACGGUAAUAUAAAUGUUAUUAUCUUAUUAUAUUCGACAGCUUGGAUGCCUUUGUAACAUGUAUAACUAUCCGACGAAUGACUGAUAUGGUGUUCCUGAGCUGUCGUGACUGUUCCUGUGUCUAGAAUGACUUUAAUAGCAUUAAACACGCGUUCCCGGAAAGUGUUCGCCAUUUUGUGGGCAUUAUUGGAGAUAUUCCUAUUUGCUGGACUGUUUUUCGGCUGGGGUACCCUUGUAUUCAUGCUUAAGGAGGAAGGGGUGUAUGGUUAUCUCUGUGACACUGAAGCAACUGGAUCCGAUGACAUGCAGUACGGGUUAACGCCCAGAACUUUGUAUUAUGGUAAUGUUAAUGUAACUCUAUACAGUGGUCAUACUUCCGCCGGAUAUGACGUUUACAGUGAAAAUGUGACUCAGGAACUGAAGAAUAAUGCUACUAACAAAAACAUUGCCAGAGUUUUGGGCACAAAAGUGGGAUGUCCUGCUCAAGAUAAGAAAUUUAACUUGGGAUUUACCAUUGUAAGCGGGCUUUGGCCAUUUUUCUAUGGCAUAUUAGGACAACUCGGACACAAGUUUGGAACUCGCUUCCUCAGGCUCAGUAGCAUAUUUAGUUUUAUGGUAGGCUCAUUACUGGUAGCAUUCACUACACCCGACCUCCCCUGGUUGGCUUUCGUCGGGAUGUUCCUGUACGGUAUAUCCGGAUGUAGUCUUCUAUUCUCUAAUUUUCAGUUAUCCUACCUUUUCGAGAGCGGACGUUCAUUAGUGAGCAGUUUGAUGACGGGUUCGUUUGAUUCCUCCAUUGCCACCCAGAUCUAUAUAAAGAUUGGAUACGACGGCGGCAUCAAGAGGCAAUAUUGUUACAUCAUUGUAGCUUGUUUGCACAUAAUGGCGCUCAUCAGUACCUUUCUUUGGCUCCCAAAAACUUACAUAGAUCUUCCUGAGGUACAUGAUGAAACAAUAGUCGUACAUUGUAACGAGGAAGAAAAAAUGGAUGAUAAAGAGACGUCUGAGAAGAUCAUAAGUUUAGAGGAAAGAAAACAAAUAGACGAGCAAAAUGGCAAAGAGACAGAACAAGAUGAUGCCUCCCAGACUCUGAAUACAAUACCAGUCAAGACGAACGAUUCCGAUCUAGGACUCCGCGAUUUCCUUCGUUCGCAUCUUUUCCUUUUACACGUUUUCUGGUACAGCGUUCUCCAGCUGAGGUUUUUCUAUUUUGUGGGUACACUGAAUCCCUGGCUAGAGAGAGUCCUUCAUACCGAGGAAGAAGUGAGUCGUUACACAGAUGUCAGUAUGUACUUUAUGCUGGGAGGUAUUGCCACCUCAUCCAUGGCAGGUUCUUUCUUCGAAAUGCUGAAGCGGAGAUAUAAAGAUUGUAAAAAUCCCCGAAGGCGAAAAACUGGCCCAGUCGUACUACCCCUGAUGACUGGAACAGCCCUUGGGGUGCUAUUGUCAGUGAUGCAGAUGAUCCCUGACCAGGGAGCCAUUUACGCGUCUUUUUUCUCAGUGACGGCCUUCAGAUCCUUCUUAUACGCAAUCGGAAACGGGUACCUAAGCGAAAUGUUCCCAAGCAAGUAUUUGAACUCUCUAUCGGGAAUUCUCAUGGUUGUAACUGGAGCUUCUAGCUUUUUCCAAUAUCUCUUCUUCUACUGGACAGAGUUAUAUUCCGGGGCGUUUCUACACGUGGACAUAAUGCUAGUUUGUUUAGUGCUAACGUCAUUGAUUCACCCAAUAUAUCAAUGGUUUAAAUGCCGGAAGCUUGACUGACCAGCUUACGGAAUAUAAAUACCGCCAAGACGUGAAUAUGUAUCUUCGUUAACCUGGAAUACUCGGAUCUUAUUGGUGUUUUUAUGUUUGUGUCCAUCUGAACACGCCCAUCGUAACUCGAUGUAGUGAUAAGUGCACUUCUCGCGAUGUUCAACACGGCAGGGAAACUACGUCUGAAACGUUACUAAGAACAAGAUGGCACAUUCAUCUCUCGCUUCUCGAUAAGUCUAUCUUACUUUUUACUCGUAUCCCCGACUUUCCAUUUGAUAUGAUCGCAAAUACAUUUGAUGCAUCCAAGAUUCUUUGACUUGCAACGGAUUAUUAACAGAAUUUAUGGUUGCUUCAAACAUUGAAAUACCAUCCUCAUAUAUUCUUAACUUUGACAGUGUUUUUUGUCAGGACAAUCACUUAAAACUGUAUUAUUUUCCAUUUUCAACUAAUAACGUUGUUCUAGUUAAUAGGAGUAUCGUGUUAAAAUGAACGUGUUUUUGACAUUAUUCCAUCUCAGUAUUCCGUCUAAGCUUAAAUUGUCAGAUGAAAUUACGCCCUGACGUAAACACCGUCAAAGUUACGAGUAAACAACCACAAAUUCUGUGAAUAAACCGUAGCCAGUCAAAGAAUCGUAGAUGCAUCAAAUGUAAUGCAUCGUGUACAGUAUGGCUUCAUCCUUCCAACACUUGACUAAGAUCAUUGUCAUUGUCUCGCUUUAACCAUAGUGAUAGAUCAACUAUUUGUUUUCUGGUAAUUGUGUUACAUCUCCAUGCAAUGUUUUUUUUUUAUUUCAUUCAACAGUAUUUAAUGAAUAACAAAUUGAAUUCGAAAUAUCCUGUCUAGAUUAUAGAAAAUAAAGAAUAUUGACAUGAUAACAAAACCAUAAUUCAAACUCCAGGUCGAGUAAACGAGGGUAAUAUAUACAUAAUUGAAUGGAGAAAAAGACCAUGUGAUCAAGAGUAGUAAGCGUCUUCUGCUUCAUCGACGAUACCCAGUCAUGAAAAUUGAUGCCAAAUUCUGGUUACGUCAUAAUCUCUAGUGAGAAUUAGGGUAGUGAUAACGGAAACAAUAGGCAUAUCAGAAAAUUACACGAAGAAAACAAUUAAGUUUUACUAUUACAAUGAUGUAUGAAAGAAUGCAGACUAAUAAAAACUGCAUAUGUAAUAGAUAUACUUCUUUAUCUCAAGAUGUAUUUUUAAAAUUAAUGAUGGAUAAAAAUGUCAAUUUUAAUAAAAUUGAUAACAAAACAUGUAAAUGUGGUUGUACAAAUGGAAAUAUUUGUUAGAUAUGUCUCUGUGUUUAGAUGUACAAAAUAGUUGAUUCCUUGAUAAAUAUAAUCGUUUGCAGUUGAUAUUGGCUGUAUAAUAAUGAGAGAAAUAAAGAAUUAUUGAAAGAGAAUGAAAGAUACAAGAUAGAAGCAUAUAUACUGUACCAUGCAAGUACAUCAUAUAAUUGGUCAUGUAGUCAAGUAAAUUGUCGAAUUUUUGGCUGCAAUCUGUCUCUUUAUCAAAUAAAAAUGAAACAGUCACAAGAGUUUAUUAGAUAAAAUUUGUUAAAAUAAAAUCCCAAUGUAGGGAUUAUGUAAAUAAAUGAAGUAAUAUUUUUCAUUCUAUAAAAUUGAAUCAACGAGCUCAUACAUGUACUAAAAGUAUUUCAAAAUAAAGGAAAUACCAGACGCCUAACAGAAGAAAAUAUAGUAAAGUGUUCUACCUCUGAAACAAAUUUCUAUCUACAGAAAAAACGUAUGGUACAAUAUAUAGUAAUAUUUUCUAUAAUUCUAUCAAGUUUCAGUUUUUUUAUUAUUUAUCUAUAACAAGUUAUCAAUUUGGGUAUUUUCUUUUCAGAGUCUCUGCCUAAAACAUCAUAUAUUUGGAUAAUGUCAAUUGAUAUCUUAUUUUAAGUUUUUCUGGUUUUACAAUGUAAUUUUUUAACAUUGCGGUUGUUAUUGGUUUUAUUUCAAUUAUUUGUGUUACUAUCAGAUUUCCCACUUUGCUUGUGUACAUUUCAUAUGACCUCAAUCUAAUUAUUUGUUUAUUCGAGAAAAAAAUGUUUAUCUAAAUGGGAUCACCAAAAUGAGAGAUUACGUAUGAUAGUCAUGUCGUUUUCUUCAUCUAUUGAACAUUAUUUGGUUGAAUUUAUUACAUUUCUCUAGACAGAAUUGAUUGAGAUUGUCUUUCGAUUGAAAUAUUGUUAUAAUCAAGAAUCAAUUACUACUCCUUUGUGGUGUUCACAAUUCAUUCAAAGAGGUAAUACCUUUGAUACCUGAAGGUGUUUUGUCAAUGUGUAUUGGUUGAACCCAGAAGUGUGCCUGUCGGAGAAAAGCCACCUUUGUCAUUUACUAUGAGUGAUCUGAUUCAUAGGCACACGCCAACUCCACAUGCUGUGUCUAUUCCGAUAUCAUACCUUUGUCGUUCCGGGCCAUUACAUAAUUAUCUAUAUAUGUAUAUGUUUUUGUGAUGUAUUCGUACCCGAUGCACACACGUCGUUGAAAUCUAUAUAUUGGAUAUUUCCUUUGUUAGUGUUUCAUUAGAAUGUUAUUGCUAUGGAUUUAUUGUGUUGUAUAUUUUACCUGUUACUUCUGACACAUAUCAAUCACAACUUAAAUGUCACACCUGUGCCAAACACAAAGGUAAAAGCAGGCCCUCUUUGUUACCGGGUGGCGAGUGCACGUGGCAGGUAAACACAUAUAGAUAAACAUACAACCGCAAAAUACAUAAUAGGAAGUUCGGUGAGUUCGUAACCUGUACACAUAUUGUUUGCAAUACAUGAAGUUAUUAAUCAGGUCUUAUACUUAAAUGUGCAGUUCUUAUGAAAAGUAUAGCUAGAUAAAGUUUGCAUCAUAUCUAUAAAUAGAAUUCAAGAUAAAUCAAUUCUAAAAUCCCCUUGGUCAAACCACAAAAAAGUGAUAUCUUCUAAUCUCAAUCAAAAGGUUAUAAUUAGCUGAUGAAAAUUUUCAGAAAAUCUUAACAUGAUCAGUCACUAUUAAAAACGUAUUAUUUUCAUUGCUCGAGAUCAUUAGCUUAUUAAUUGAGAAAUGCAAUCAAUUAAUGAUUCAAGCCAAUUUUCGCGUGUAUUUUUCUGCAUAAACUACUAAAGAACAAGUAAAUCAUGUUAAUUUUCUGUUUUAUGUUUUCUACGUCUAUUUUCACAAGCAAUUAUACAUUUGUAACUAAGGCCUGUUGGACAUCACACUGGUAUAACUACAAUAAAUGGCUAUUAAGUAUAGUUAUUAGUGGCGGGGUUAGG